This is a messenger RNA of Anoplopoma fimbria (sablefish), 2337 nucleotides long. Its product is annotated as protein Z-dependent protease inhibitor-like. Gene Ontology annotation, molecular function: serine-type endopeptidase inhibitor activity. The transcript is spliced from 6 exons. Lineage: Eukaryota; Metazoa; Chordata; Actinopteri; Perciformes; Anoplopomatidae. The record is from RefSeq and is a predicted model, not a curated record. Bases 195 to 1382 code for a protein of 395 amino acids. Gene Ontology annotation, biological process: blood coagulation; negative regulation of endopeptidase activity.
UUGGAAAGAAGGGACCGGAAGUGAUGCUGAAUGUUUGUGUCGCGGGCGUGAUGUUGAUGCGCAGAGCGUGAAGCUCGAGAGCAGAAAGAUCUGAUCACAAAGAUUGAGAUCAUCAGAAGAUCAUCAUCAGAAGAUCAUCAGAAGAUCAUCAUCAGAAGAUCAUCAGAAGAUCAUCAGAAGAGGGCGCUGUGACCAUGACUCCCUCCGUCCCGCUCUCAUUGGUGGUUCUCGCCCUCCUGAGUCGGUGCUCCUCUGAGGCCGCCGACCCGUCAGUGGACGUUCUGACCACAAGGAACGCGGACUUCGCCGCCCGGCUGUAUCGAGCCGUAUCCAGCCGGACCGACGACAACGUCUUCCUGUCUACAUUCACGCUGUCCGCCGGGCUUCUGGCGCUGAUGAGCGCCAGUAACGGGCCGACCCAGGACCAGCUGAUGCAGGGACUGAACCUGACUGGACUGGACCCCCAGACCCUCCCAGACCUGUUUCAGAGUCUCAGGACCGCCGUCCAACAGGGGAGUCCAGCGGCGGACCUGAAGCAGGGCGUGGCCCUCUUCCCAGCACAAGGCUUUCAGGUGUCCUCCUCCUACCUGGACCUGGUUCAGACCAAGUUUGGGGGAAAGGUUCAGAGUCUGGUCUACAAUGUGCCGCUGGAAGCCACCAUCACAAUCAACCUCUGGGCAGAGGAGCAGACUGGAGACACGGUCCAGGAGCUGGUGACCACCCUGGCCCCGGACACACAGCUGCUGCUUGCCACCACCGCCUCCUACAAGGCCCAGUUCAGUCCGUCUUUUAACGCGUCCUUCACUCAGGACGAGCGUUUCUACGUGGACAAGUAUCACGUCGUCAUGGUUCCCAUGAUGUUCAGGGCCGAUAAGUACUUCCUGGCGUACGACCGCUCGGUGAAGGUCGGCGUGUUGAAGCUGCCGAUGGCGGGCGGGGCAGCCAUGUUGGUACUGCUGCCCGAUGAAGGCGUGGACGUUACCGCCGUCGAAGAGGAAGUGACUGGAGAGAAGAUCCAGGCCUGGAUCAGACAGCUGAAGAGGACGAAGUUGGAGGUGCAGCUUCCUCGUUUCCAGUUAGAGCGUUCCUACUCUCUGCGUGGCGUCCUGCAGACCCUCGACAUCACGCAGGUGUUUCAGGAGGACGCUGACAUCAGCAACAUGGGCGGAGCUGAAGGACUCAAACUCACACAGGUUUAUCAUAAAUCUCUUCUCUCCGUCAACGAGAGCAGCGAUGACAUCAUCGCAGGAGGCGGAGCCAGCACGCUUGCCACUCUUCCUCCUCGUCUGACCAUCAACAGGCCCUUCAUCUUCAUCAUCUACCAGCAGACGAGCGGCAUCGUUCUGUCGAUGGGCCGCGUCAUCGAUCCCUCCAGGAAGUAAAACCCAUCAAAGUUAUGUCAGUAACUCAGUCCAGCGUUUCCCAACCUGAGGCUCGAGACCCAUCAGGGGCCAUUUCAUAUAUUUGAGGGUCCUCAGACCAUUUCCUGUUUCUACACAAAAGUACAUUUAUGUUUUCAGCUCGUAAGCAGCUUCUGUCUCAAACAUGAGGACGAUGAAGACGAGAUGUUCUUCAUCAUUCAGGAUUAACUGUAAUAACUUUAUUGAUCCUCUGACUUCACAUCAAACGCCACCUUCAGCAUUUAAUGUGUCCAACUCUGGUUUAUGACCAAAGCAGAACUGGUCUGAAUUUACAGACUGGUUGAACUGGUCUGAACUUUCAGACUGGUUGAACUGGUCUGAACUUACAGACUGGUUGAACUGGUCUGAACUUUCAGACUGGUUGAACUGGUCUAAACUUUCAGACUGGUUGAACUGUCAAACAAAUAGACCCUGUUACAGUUUGUCAACGAUGAUGAAGUAUUUCAGCGUGUGUUCUGUUAGCGUGGGUUCUGUUAGCGUGGGUUCUGUUAGCGUGUCUUAAGUUAGCGUGGGUUCUGUUAGCGUGUCUUAAGUAAGCGUGUCUUAAGUUAGCGUGUCUGCUGUUAGCGUACAUGAAACAGACGUUUAGAUGGAAACAGUUUGAAUUCAGUGUUUAAAGCUUCUAACUCGUCCCACGUUGACAACACACACACUCAGGUUGUAGAUGGCGCCGACUGUAAAAGGUUCUAUUUGGGCUGAAUGUUGUGAGGCAGGUGGAGAUGUGAUUAGAACCAUUGAAAUGCACUGAUGUAAACAGUUAAAGCUAUAACUCAUGAUAAACUGAUGACAUCAUCCUCCGCUGGACGUUUAGUUAGCAUGACAACAGCUAGCAUAGCAUUUGUACACCUCCUGUACUAGAUGUACUACAUAAAUAUGAAACAUGUACCUGCUGUAAAACAUUAAACAUUAAAAUGAA